Ceraceosorus guamensis is the source of this 2092-nucleotide messenger RNA. Its product is annotated as DUF155-domain-containing protein. The transcript is spliced from 8 exons. Lineage: Eukaryota; Fungi; Basidiomycota; Exobasidiomycetes; Ceraceosorales; Ceraceosoraceae. Bases 306 to 1865 code for a protein of 519 amino acids. The record is from RefSeq and is a predicted model, not a curated record.
UGAAUGAUGUCGACCACAUUAUUACAUCUUGUCCCCUUAAAUCACAUUCAACCGAAAGGGCUCAAGCUGGAACGACUUGAUGCUGACAAACGGACUUUGCUCCAGCCUGCUCCCUUUCUUGUGCUCUCCCUUCCAUCGUUGCGCCGCAGCCGGCAGUCCUUCACAAGUCUUCGUCCACCGCGGUGACCGUUCUACCUUCCUUGCGCGCCGUUAUUGGUUCCUGGAGCGUGUGAAGACUUCGAUCGCUCAACGCAUUAGAGCGCGACAUCCAACAACCUAUCAUACGCAUCGCAGACGCAUCAAUCAUGUCUUCGCGAUCCAAUCGCUCCGGCUUCUCGACCGGAAGCAAGCAAUUCAGCUCGAGCAACGCAGGUCUGCCUUCUUACUCCUCGCAGUCACAGCAGGCUAGCCAGGCGCAGAGCAAGCCUCGUCUCGGGCCCAAUCGUUCGACCAAAGCGACGGGCAAGCUGAAGAUUCUGCCGAGCGAACCAGCAGCUCAAGAGACCGCUCGACCUCGAUCCCGUCAAAGCAAUGGCGCGGCAGGUGGACAGAAUGGAGAUUCUUCAUCUGAAGAGGAGGGCGAGGAGGAUGAAGAAGAGGCGGAUGAGAGGGUACACAAAUCCCUGGCGCAGAUCCCAGAGGGCAGCAUGAGGCGAGAUGCUAGAAGGUUGACGAGGAGAGCCCGCGCUAGCUUGCCGCGCGUCACCGCUUACAGCACUGCUACAUCGUAUCGCAUGCGAGAUUUGUCCCGCUGGCUAGCAGCUCGCCAGACUUCUCAUCGAACAAACCCAAUGACUUUCGACGAGUGUGUUUAUACAACCUACACCUACGACGAUCUCGACAACUCACGCGGUAUCUCGUCGCAUCCUCACGGCGUGCGAGAUGGAUAUGGGAGCACGACGACAAAUAGUGGGGCACACGCGGCACCCAAGUCUCCUGCGAAAGCGUUCGGCAGGACGGGCGAUCUGCUCGGCAUACCUGAAUUGGCUGAUGAAACCGAAGACAAUCAACAGGGAGAGAGGAAUACUACACCGUACGGAGAUGGAACGCAGAGCAAUCAGACCUCUGGCACGUUGAUAGACUCCCAGGGAGCGGACAAGGACGAUGAAGUUCAAGAAGAGGAGCGGGAGAGAAAACGUUUCGAAAGGCGACGCAGACGCCAGGAGAGAUUUACGGUCAAGGGGAUGCUACCGGAGGUCUUCUUCAUGGAGUACGGAACUGUCGUCAUCUGGGGCAUGACGCACGCGCAAGAGAAGCGUCUGCUGCGCGAGAUUCGUCGCUUCGAGGUGGAACGAUUGGCGACAGAAGAUGUAGAGUCUGAAGAUCUCAAUUGGUACCUUGCGGACUACAGUCGGAUCUACAACGAUGUGAUUACGCUUCGUCGCGGAUCGAGCUACAUGACCAAGCUUUCCUUGUCGCAUGCUCUCGCACAGAGCACCAAGAUUAGCUUCUUCGAAGGUGUCAUCGAGAACACCAUCGACACCACAAAGGACAUCCCGCAAAGCAUCGCAGACAGCGGCAAGAUCGGCAUGCCACCUGGGGAGAUCAUGAAGCAGAUCGGUCACCUCUUCAUCUUGCGCAUGAACAUUCACUUGGUCGGAUCUAUCGUCGACUCUCCUGAAAUCUUCUGGGCUCAGCCUGAUCUGGAACCUCUGUAUUCUGCCGCUCGAAGUUACUUGGAGAUUCCACAGCGCAUAGAUCUUCUCAAUGCUCGCGUGGAGGUCCUCCAAGAUAUGCUGCAGCUACUCAAAGAUCAGGUCACCAGCUCUCAUUCCGAAUGGCUGGAAAUCGUGGUCAUCAUCCUCAUCGUGCUCGAGAUCAUACUCGGCAUCGCGACCAUGUUCGUCGAUCUUUAUUGGAGCUAAGGCAAACCAUGCUUUAUACGUUUUCGCAACAAAUAUCCAAACCAGACGCCGCCAUUACUUUGACCUCGCAAGAGCGAAAGCGUUGUCGUUCCUUUGCGCACACAUUGUCCACGUUUGCAAUGCCGUAUUCUGCGGGAUCGUUCAUCACCCCUGCUAGUCCGAACUGGCGGAGGAACACGUUUUACAGACUGUCCCAUCACGUUGAACAGAUUGUCCCUUCGCAUUCA